Molecule: messenger RNA, 872 nt
Organism: Didymodactylos carnosus
Lineage: Eukaryota; Metazoa; Rotifera; Eurotatoria; Philodinida; Philodinidae
Source: the annotation of a GenBank genome assembly
UUGUUUUGUGUUCGAUCUGUUUUACCUCCCUUAUUAUACGUAUAUAAUCCUUUUUAUGUAUUUAUUUAAACCAUGAUUAAAUAUUUCAUCUGAAAAUACAUUAAUAUUGUUAUAGGAUCGAAUUUUGGUUUAAGCCUGUAAUCUUGAACCAGAACGAAAUCGAGAAUCUAAAAUCCCAUUAUAUCAUUCUGAAACUUAAACUUAUCAAAACACAAAAUCAAUCCUUGCACGAAGCUAGGAUCGAACACACGAACUUGAUCCUUGCAGACGAACUGCGAAUUUUAUUCAAGUAAUAAUGAUUCAGUCUUCCAAACGUCAGUUUGAAGUUAUUAAUGUUGUUGAAUACAACGAUAUGAGUAACAGAUGUGCCACUAACGGUACACCUCCUCAUUUUAAAAAGACUUUUCAUUUUUGAGAUAAACGGAAUGUAUUUUUUAGGGACAUGUUCUCUGUAAAACAUUUCGAACUUCAAACACGAAGUGUCGAUCAACUUAUUACGAGAAUAUGGACCAGGUAUUUCUUUCUUUUCUACAAUCAACAUAUUUUAUCUCCCUUUCUCUUCAGGUCUUGAAAGUGCAACGACAAAUGAACCAACAACAUUUACGAUUCCAACCAAAGGUGCUGGCCCGGGUAGUCUUGAUUUGUCUGUCGAAGAACCAAAAGCCAAAACGAUCUGUCCAGAUAAUCAAGACGGUACAUGUGUUAUGGAAUAUGUUCCUGUAUAUAUAUUUCUUGGCAGUUUUUUCUUAUUAUUAACUGUAUUAGCCUAUCAAUUCUUUGUAUCGUGGCGUUCAAAGGGCGGUUCAAGUAGACAAAUAGCAAAUACCGCACAAACAACAAAUCAGACAAGAGGAAACUAUGAUUUAGAUUGA